Ipomoea triloba (trilobed morning glory) is the source of this 764-nucleotide messenger RNA. Its product is annotated as probable prefoldin subunit 4. Lineage: Eukaryota; Viridiplantae; Streptophyta; Magnoliopsida; Solanales; Convolvulaceae. Gene Ontology annotation, biological process: protein folding. The coding region runs from base 105 to 491 and encodes 128 amino acids. The record is from RefSeq and is a predicted model, not a curated record. The transcript has 3 exons. Gene Ontology annotation, cellular component: cytoplasm; prefoldin complex.
CCUCCCCGACUCUCAUCAGUCUUGUUCGAAGCACAUCUCUCUUCUGGUUUCCACAAAACCUACGAAGACGAUCUUUUACCAUCUUCAAUCGGUUCAAGUUAAACAUGCAGCAGGUCGGAGGUUCGAGUUCGGAAGUGGAAGUGACCUGGGAGGAUCAACAGAAAAUCAACAAAUUCAGCCGACUUAACACUCGUUUCCAUGAACUUGAAGAUGAAAUCAAGGUCGCUAAGGAAACAUGUGAAAAUAUGGAAGAUGCAAGCAACGAGUUAAUUCUGACCGACGAGGAGGUAGUGCGCUUCCAGAUAGGAGAGGUUUUUGCACACGUGGCAAAGGAAGAAGUGGAGAACAGGAUAGAGGAAAUGAAAGAGGUAACUAGCAAGAAGCUGGAGAAACUAGAGGAAGAGAAGGAAAGCGUGGUUGCCCAGAUGGCUGAGCUGAAAAAGGUGUUGUAUGCAAAAUUCAAAGACUCCAUCAAUCUCGAGGAGGAUUAACAAAAUGCCAUACACUUAUACAGCCAUAGUAUAGUAUGGUAAUUUUGCCCUUCAUAAGCCAUCCAAAUAUGCAAUGGAAUUGUAGCCUAAAUACCAUUAGUAUCUUGCUGCUUGCUCUGGAUUUGUUUUAUUGAGUAGGAUUCUUCACGUGUGAAAUUUUCAGUUCAUUUAAUUUUGAUUAGUUUAUUGGUGACAACAAUUGGUACUAUAACAACCAAGUCUUUCAAGUUUAAACAUGUUUUUUUUAGGGUUUAGUGCAGUUCAGCUUAUUCA